Molecule: messenger RNA, 1832 nt
Organism: Corythoichthys intestinalis (scribbled pipefish)
Lineage: Eukaryota; Metazoa; Chordata; Actinopteri; Syngnathiformes; Syngnathidae
Gene: gabrp
Product: gamma-aminobutyric acid type A receptor subunit pi
Exons: 10
Coding region: 161-1507 (448 amino acids)
Biological process (GO): chloride transmembrane transport; regulation of membrane potential; nervous system process
Cellular component (GO): neuron projection; plasma membrane; GABA-A receptor complex
Molecular function (GO): neurotransmitter receptor activity; GABA-A receptor activity; extracellular ligand-gated monoatomic ion channel activity
Source: RefSeq, a predicted model, not a curated record
CGAUUGAGGGAGAACACUUGGAUGCAACCACAACUAAGAUCAAACAGACUGGACACAGAAAAAACUGGAAGAAGAAACAAAGAACGGAGAGGGAAAGAAGAACAGGUGGACAAAGAAGCCCAAAAGAUCUUGGCGCUGUACAAAAAGCUGAUGAUCCACAAUGUUCGUCUAUCUGCCUACGCCACUUAUCCUAUCCCUGACCUUCACGCUGGGUGCUUGCAUGUUCCCUGGCCAACACUGGGGGGAAUGGAACGAUUCUCAGCUCCUGCCAACCAUUCAGAAGCUGAUGAAAGGAUACAACCGUUACCUAAGACCAAAUUUCAAUGAGGGUCCGGUUGAAAUUGGUAUGAGUCUUGACAUCGCAAGCAUUGAUGCCAUCUCAGAAAUCAAUAUGGACUAUACUGCAACUAUCUUCCUGCGCCAGAGGUGGCGUGAUUCUAGACUGGUGUUCCCAGGGAACGAGAGUGUUAGUGUGGAUGGACGCCUGGUAUCACUGCUGUGGAUCCCCGACACGUUCAUUCCCGACUCAAAGCGUUCCUUCCUACAUGACGUCACGGUGGAAAACCGUCUAAUUCGCAUCUUCAGCAAUGGGACUGUUCUUUAUGCGCUUCGAAUCACAGCUACCAUUGCCUGCAACAUGGACCUGACCAAAUAUCCAAUGGACAGACAGGUGUGCACCCUGCAGCUAGAAAGCUGGGGCUACAACCUACAGGAUGUUGUGUUUUACUGGACUAGAGGGAAUGAUUCAGUGAGGGGUCUGGAUACACUGCGGCUGGCUCAGUAUAGUGUGGAAAGCUACUACACAUCUGUGUCGGAGGCUGUGUAUGAGACUGGACAAUACCCCAAGCUGGUGCUGCAUUUUGCACUGCGCAGAAACGUGUUGUUCUUUAUCUUGGAGACUUAUGUUCCCUCCACUCUCUUGGUGGUUCUCUCCUGGGUGUCAUUUUGGAUCAGCCAAUCCUCCGUUCCAGCCAGGACUUGUAUUGGUGUGACAACAGUUCUGACCAUGACCACCCUGAUGAUGGGUGCGCGCACCUCUCUGCCCAAUGCCAACUGCUUCAUUAAGGCCAUAGACGUCUACCUGGGCAUUUGCUUCACCUUUAUCUUCGGUGCCUUGUUGGAGUACGCCUGUGCUCACUUCUAUACCAUGCAACAUCAGACCAUAGAGGAUUUGCACAGGGAGCUCGCGAGAGAAUUCUACGAGUCCAAUGGGAACGGCUCCAUCGCCACCUCCACACGACCAAAGAAUUCUGUGAAAGUGAACCCCCCUGAGGAAGAAUCUACCGAAGAGCCAGCCAACUGUGACACACAGGCCACCGUUGAACCCAAGGAAGAAAAACCAGGUCAAGGGUGCAGUUUGUCAUCAGUGAAGGAUGUUUCAAGAAGAGCAGUGUCCAUCUUCAUUGUGGAAAAUCCACACAACAUUGAUCGCCAUGCCCGCACCGUUUUCCCCACGGCAUUCCUUUUCGUCAAUAUUCUCUACUGGCUUUAUUAUCUCUUUCUCUGAGAACUGCUCGCAAGCUGCUGCUGAGUUCAUUUCACCACCCCGCAGCUGCUUUGCAUUCCCAAUGGAGUCACCAGGCCACUCGCUUGAAUCUGAAGUCAUCGUACAUGCAUUUGUUUGGGAAGUGAUAUGUAAAAAAAUGGCUUUUAACCUGAUGAUGAGGUUACAUAACAGCAGUCAGUACUAGGAACCACACAUGGUUCACAUGAUGUUACCAUUAUACCUGCCAGAAAUGUGACCAAUAACUAGCAAGUCAAACAAGAAUAACUCAAUUAGCUGGUUUGCUGCAUCACACAUUGUGUUUCAUUUGACUGCCUUUUCUUUGUUG